GUCGCGUGCCCGGGCUGUUGCCUUGGGAACGACCCUGGACAGGGGCCCCUGCCUGGCCUCUGGACCAGGCGAGCAGCCUUAGGCCCACACUCGCGGCGCUCAGGCCUGCCUCCUGUCAACAGCCGGAUGCGUUAAGGCUGCACCUCCUGCCUCUGAGUUCAUUCCAUGGUUACCCCUUUAGGCUAUGGCUGUAGCCUCUCCCUGCAGCGUCAGGCCCCACCUCGCCGCAAAGUCGUUUGAAGUGCGCCUUUGUGCAAUGCGGUUGGAUGGAAACAACCCUCUCACGGAUGUUCAGACCUGCGCCCCAUGUACUUCUUCCAGGUGUACCCUGAAUUAUAUGUGAAAAUGAAAUGCAUUGCCAAGAAAUGUGGAGUUAGGUUCCGGCCUCCAGCUGUGAUCUUAAUCUACGAGGACAAAAACCAAGGGAAGAGCCGCCAGCGCAUCAUGCCAGUGCGAAACUUCUCCAAGUUCUCAGAUUGCAGCAGAGCUGCUGAACAACUCAAGAACAACCCUCGGCACAGGACUUACCUGGAACAGGUGUCACUGAAGCAGCUCGAGAGGCUGUUUGCUUUCCUACGAGGUCACUUGCAGGGCCUGACCUUGGCAGAAACGCUGGACCAAACCCAGCGGGAAACAACCAUUGACCCCGAGGAAGACCUGAACAAACUGGAUGACAAGGAGCUCGCCAAGAGGAAAAGCAUCAUGGAUGAACUCUUCGAGAAAAAUCAGAAGAGGAAGGAUGACCCCAGUUUCGUGUAUGACGUUGAGGUUGAGUUCCCUCAGGAUGAGCAGCUGCUGUCCUGCAGCUGGGACGCAGAGUCAGCCGACGAGUUCUGAGGCCUACCAGUCCAUGUUUCCUCAAAGCACAAGGAUCAUUCCAGAAAACCUGUAAACACUAAUGUGCAUGUAAACCAAGUGACUUUCAUGUGCUUUGUAGGCCUAUGAGGAACAGGAAAACAGGAUAGGAAUCUGCCUGUAGGGAGUUGGCAACCCAGAGGGGAGGCAGUUCAAAACGUGUAAGUAGACAGUUUGAUACUAUUACCUGUGAGAAAGAC
Acomys russatus (golden spiny mouse) is the source of this 1055-nucleotide messenger RNA. It is a transcript of the gene Cep19, whose product is annotated as centrosomal protein 19. The transcript has 3 exons. The record is from RefSeq and is a predicted model, not a curated record. NCBI's taxonomy places the organism in Eukaryota, Metazoa, Chordata, Mammalia, Rodentia, Muridae. Bases 307 to 837 code for a protein of 176 amino acids. Gene Ontology annotation, biological process: trans-Golgi to periciliary membrane compartment transport; microtubule anchoring at centrosome. Gene Ontology annotation, cellular component: centriole; centrosome; ciliary basal body.